This is a messenger RNA of Staurois parvus, 436 nucleotides long. The record is from the annotation of a GenBank genome assembly. NCBI's taxonomy places the organism in Eukaryota, Metazoa, Chordata, Amphibia, Anura, Ranidae.
UACCGUAUUUUUCGCUCCAUAAGACGCACCUGACCAUAAGACGCACCUAGGUUUUAGAGGCGAAAAACAAGAAAAAAAAAUAUUCUGAACCAAUGGACUGCAGACAUAGUACAGGAGAUGACCAGAGACUGCGGACACAGUACAGGAGAUGACCAGAGACUGCGGACAUAGUACAAGAGAUGACCAGAGACUGCGGACACAGUACAGGAGAUGACCAGAGACUGCGGACACAGUACAGGAGACGACCAGAGACUGCGGACACAGUACAGGAGACGACCAGAGACUGCGGACACAGUACAGGAGAUGACCAGAGACUGCGGACACAGUACAGGGAUGGUCAGAGACUGCGGACACAGUACAGGAGAUGACCAGAGACUGCGGACACAGUACAGGAGAUGACCAGAGACUGCGGACACAGUACAGGAGAUGACCAGAG